Osmerus eperlanus (European smelt) is the source of this 2610-nucleotide messenger RNA. RefSeq names its product neuregulin 2a (gene nrg2a). Gene Ontology annotation, biological process: nervous system development; animal organ development; intracellular signal transduction. Gene Ontology annotation, molecular function: signaling receptor binding. The record is from RefSeq and is a predicted model, not a curated record. Lineage: Eukaryota; Metazoa; Chordata; Actinopteri; Osmeriformes; Osmeridae. Bases 182 to 2008 code for a protein of 608 amino acids. The transcript has 12 exons.
GCUAGCAGGGAGUAGGUGUUUCCCUGUGCAGGGUGACUGCUUUGAGUCUAUAUAGAAGGGGAGAGGCUCUGACAGUCUCUCAGACUCUGGAGCCUGCUUGCCCACACGCAGGGAUACUUGUUUCUGGCUCGGACGCCGUCUUCCAACUCGGAUUUUACACUCCCCCUCGAACCCAGACACCAUGUCGGAGGACAAGAAAAAGCAGAGGAAAGGCAAAAAGGGCCAGAGAAAAAGAGGAAAGAAAGAGGAGAUUGAUCCGACCAAAGCUGCCGUUCCCAAGUUGAGGCGGAUGAGGAACCCUCUGACGGUGAACGAGGGCAGCCGGCUGACGGUGAAGUGCGAGGCGACGGGGAACCCGGGCCCCACGUACCGGUGGUUCAAAGAUGGCAACGAGCUGAAGAAGAGCAGAGAGAUCCGCAUCAAGAACAGCCAGAAGAACUCCAAGGUUCAGAUCAGCAGCGCCAGGCUGGAGGAUUCUGGGAAUUACACGUGUGUGGCGGAGAAUCCUCUGGGGAAGGACAACUCCACGAGCGCUGUUCAUGUCCAAAGUAUAACCACCACUCUCUCUCCGGGCUCGGGCCACGCCAGGAGAUGCAACGAGACGGAGAAGUCUUACUGCGUGAACGGCGGCGACUGUUACUUCAUAAACGGUAUCAAUCAACUCUCGUGCAAGUGUCCAAAUGACUUUACUGGUGAUCGCUGUCAAACCUACGUUAUGGCCAGUUUCUACCAGCAUCUUGGGAUUGAAUUUAUGGAGGCGGAGGCACUGUACCAGAAGAGAGUGCUGACAAUCACGGGGAUCUGUGUGGCGUUGUUGGUCGUAGGCAUUGUGUGUGUGGUGGCCUACUGUAAAACCAAGAAACAGAGGAGGAAGAUGCACAACCACCUGCGGCAGAACAUGUGUGCAGAUCACCCUAAUCGGAACCUCGCGAAUGGACCUAAUCACCCCGGCCCUGGGCCGGAGGACAUCCCUAUGGUCGACUACAUCUCGAAGAACGUCCCUGCGACGGAGCGAGUCAUUCGACACGGAACGGAGGCCUCCUUCCCAGGCAGCCAAGCGUCUUCCAGAUCCCACAAUUCCUCCACCCGGGCCCACUCAUCCACCCACAGACACGAGGAGCGGACGUGGAGCCUGGAGCGGACGGACAGCGUCCUGUCGGACUCCCCCUCGGGCAUGAUGUCGUCCUCCGUGGGGACCAGCAAAUGCAACAGUCCUGCGUGCAUGGAGGCCCGGGCCAAGCGUGCACCACACUGUGGCUUUGCUGAGUCCCAGCGGCCGGGCCUGCCCUACGGAGACUCCUUCGACUCGCUGGGGGACUCUCCGCACAGCGACAGGUACGUGUCGGCCUUGACCACCCCGGCGCGCCUCUCCCCGGUGGAGUUCCAUUACUCCCUGCCCCCACAGGUGCCUACCUUCCAGAUCACCUCCCCCAACGCCAUCCAUGCCAUGACCCUCCCGCCGGCCGCCCGCGCCCCCUACCCCCCCCCGCCGGAGGACGACCAGCCCCUGCUGCGCCGCUACCAGGUGCCCCUGCACGACGCCCAGCGCCACGAGCCCUACCUGCAGCGGCGCACCCACCCCAACGACAGCCUGCCUUCCAGCCCUUACCGGCUCGCCCAGGACGAGGACUACGAGACCACGCAGGAGUACCUCUCCUCCCUGGAGCAACCAAAGAGAAGCAGGCCGGACAGGGCCGAGGGCGGCGGCGGCGGCGGGGGCGCCCGGCGCCCGAGGAGGUCCCGGUUGAACGGCCACGUGGCGCCGCGCGGCUACGAGGCGUCGCGAGACUACGGAUCCCGAAGCUGCCUGACGGACAGCGAGUCGGAGGGGGAGGAGGGGGAGACCACGCCCUUUCUCAGUAUGCAGAACAUGCACCCGGAGCCGUCCGCCAUCUACAGGCCGGCGGACAGUCGGACUUUUCACCCCGCCGGUCGGCACGGAGGGCGCGGGAACGCACAGAGCAGACAGACGCACUCGCGCUCCAAACCAGACAAUGCCCACCACUAGAGAGAGAGAGAACGCGAUGUUACCAACGCAGAUCUAUAUACCAUAGACCUGCACCUAUAAGAAAUAUUUUUAUUUUAUAUAACUGACAGAUAUUCUAAACAAAUGAAAUAUUUAUUUUCAUUUUAGCAAAAGUUGUCUACUAGUUAACAGCAGAGACUUUUUUAUAGGGAAAACUCUAUUUAUAUGUACAUUUUGAUUUACAGCAUAAAAAAGACGUGCCAAUUUUUUCACAACUUAAAAAAAAUAGAGUAAUAUUGUGGUGCCUUUUGCUGUAUGCCGAUGACCGAGGUUCAAUGGAGGUUUUUUGUAGCCUUUCUUAUAUCGACGCCUCAUUUUUUUAUACACGUUUGCUCUUGAGUUUUUCCUUGUCUUUCGGCCCUUUUUUCUUUCCAGGUUUCGUUCUUCGGGGAGUCUAGCCCUGUUGGAACAUCACUUCUCCUUCCACAUCAUGCAAUACAAACCACUUAAACAUAAGGUGUAUGUUUACAUGAAUAUGAUUCGCCUAUAGAACUUAUCAUUUGACCUUUUCGCCGGUAGGAAAAAUCGGAGAAAUGCAGCAACGCAGAUCCUUUUUUCGCCUCUCUGAGUGCGGGGGGGGGACG